AUGGCACAGAGGGAUCUCCCCCGGCUCCUCACGGAUUUCCCUGUCCCUGCAGUGCCGCAGCCCCCCACGAUCACCAAGCAAUCCAUCAAGGAUUACAUCGUGGAUCCCAGGGAUAACAUCUUCAUCGAAUGUGAAGGCAAAGGCAAUCCCUUUCCCACGGAUGGAUUUGAGGAAUCUCCGCUGUGGCCCAAGGAGAAGGUGGAUGUGAUCGAGGUGGACGAGGGGGCCCCGCUGAGCCUGCAGUGCAAUCCCCCGCCCGGCCUCCCCGAGCCCGUCAUCUUCUGGAUGAGCAGCUCCAUGGAGCCGAUCCCGCAGGACAAGCGCGUGUCCCAGGGCCACAACGGGGACCUCUACUUCUCCAACGUGCUGGCCCAGGACGCGCUGACCGACUACAGCUGCAACGCCCGCUUCCACUUCACCCACACCAUCCAGCAAAAGAACCCCUUCACCCUCAAGGUCAAAACCAAGAAGUCCCAUAACGAAACGUCUUUAGGAAAUUCCCCCGCCAUGUACCGCGCCCGAGGGAUCACGGAAACCACUCCCAGCUUCAUGUAUCCCUACGGGACUUCCAGCAGCCAGAUGGUGCUCCGAGGGGUGGAUCUCCUGCUGGAAUGCAUCGCCUCCGGAGUACCAGCACCGGACAUCAUGUGGUACAAGAAAGGCGGAGAGCUCCCGGUGGGCAAAACCAAACUGGAGAACUUCAACAAGGCCCUGCGCAUCUCCAACGUGUCCGAGGAGGACUCCGGGGAAUAUUUCUGCCUGGCCUCCAACAAGAUGGGCAGCAUCCGCCACACGAUCUCGGUGAGAGUGAAGGCUGCUCCCUACUGGCUGGAUCAGCCGGAGAACCUGAUCCUGGCCCCCGGCGAGGACGGCAGGCUCGUGUGCCGGGCCAACGGGAACCCCAAACCCUCCAUCCAGUGGCUGGUGAACGGAGAGCCCAUCGAAUCGUCUCCCCCCAACCCGAGCCGGGAGGUGGCCGGGGACACCAUCGUGUUCCGGGACACGCAGAUCGGCAGCAGCGCCGUGUACCAGUGCAACGCGUCCAACGAGCACGGCUACCUGCUGGCCAACGCCUUCGUCAGCGUGCUGGAUGUUUCCCCCCGGAUCCUGGCCCCCCGGAACCAGCUGAUCAGGGUGAUCCAGAACAACAGGACCCGCCUGGAUUGUCCCUUUUUCGGGUCCCCCAUCCCCACCCUGCGCUGGUUUAAGAACGGCCAGGGGAACACGCUGGAUGGAGGCAACUACAAAGCCCACGAGAACGGGAGCUUGGAGAUGCUCAUGGCUCGGAAGGAGGACCAGGGGAUCUACACCUGCGUGGCCACCAACAUCCUGGGCAAAGCUGAGGCCCAGGUCCGCCUGGAGGUCAAAGACCCCACCAGGAUCGUGAGGGGCCCCGAGGACCAGGUGGUCAAGAGGGGCACCAUACCCCGGCUCCACUGCCGCGUCAAGCACGACCCCACGCUCCGGCUCAUGGUCACCUGGCUCAAGGACGAUGCCCCCCUGUACCUGGGGAACAGGAUGAAGAAGGAAGAGGAUGGUCUGACGAUCUUUGGAGUGACUGAGAAGGACCAGGGCGAUUACACGUGCGUGGCCAGCACGGAGCUGGACCAGGAUGCUGCCAGGGCCUAUCUCACCGUGCUGGCCAUCCCUGCUAAUCGGUUGAGAGAUUUACCCAAAGAACGACCCGACCGGCCCCGCGACUUGGAGCUGACGGAUCUGGCCGAGAGGAGCGUGCGGCUGACGUGGAUCCCUGGCGAUGACAACAACAGCCCCAUCACAGACUACAUCGUCCAGUUCGAGGAGGACCGAAUCCAGCCGGGGGUGUGGCACAACCACUCCAGGUAUCCCGGGAGCGUCAACUCGGCCGAGCUGAGCCUCUCCCCGUACGUGAAUUACCAAUUCCGCGUCAUCGCCGUCAACGACGUGGGCAGCAGCGUGCCCAGCCUGCCCUCCGAGCGCUACCAGACCAACGGGGCACGUCCUGAGAUAAAUCCAACGGGAGUUCAAGGGGCGGGGACCCAAAAAAACAACAUGGAGAUAACGUGGACACCUCUGAACGCCACGCAGGCCUACGGGCCCAACCUGAGGUACAUCGUGAGGUGGCGGCGGCGUGACCCUCGUGGGAGCUGGCACAACGAGACGGUGCGGGGCGCGCGGCACGUGGUGUGGAACACGCCGGUCUACGUCCCCUACGAGAUCAAGGUGCAGGCCGAGAACGACUUCGGCAGAGCCCCCGAGCCCGACACCUACAUCGGAUAUUCCGGGGAGGAUUAUCCCAAGGCUGCGCCCACGGAUGUCAGGAUCAGGGUUUUAAACAGCACAGCCAUAGCUCUGACCUGGACCCGGGUGCACCUGGACACCAUCCAGGGACAGCUCAAGGAGUACCGAGCCUAUUUCUGGAGAGACAGCAGCUUGCUGAAGAACCUGUGGGUCUCCAAAAAACGGCAGUUUGUGAGUUUUCCUGGGGACCGCAACCGGGGCACCGUGUCCCGGCUGUUCCCUUACAGCAACUACAAACUGGAGAUGGUGGUGACCAACGGGCGUGGGGACGGGCCCCGCAGCGAGAUGAAGGAAUUCCCCACCCCUGAAGGAGUGCCCAGCUCCCCCAGGUACCUGCGGAUCCGACAGCCCAACCUGGAAAUCAUCAACCUGGAGUGGGACCACCCCGAGCAUCCCAACGGGAUCAUCACGGGAUACACGCUCCGAUACCAGCCCUUUAACGGGUCCCGGACGGGCCGGACAGUGGUGGAGAACCUGUCCCCGAACCAGACGAGGUUCACCCUGCAGAGGUCAGACCCCAUCUCCCGCUAUCGCUUCGUGCUCCGCGCCCGCACCCAGGUGGGAGAGGGCGAGGCCCUGGUGGAGGAGUCGCCGGCGCUGCUGGAUGAAGCCACGCCAAGCCCAGAGGCAAUUGAGCCGCCUCCAACCGCAGUGGAGGAAACCAGUCCUGAAACCACUCCUGAAACCACUCCUGAAACCACUCCUGAAACCAGUCCUACAACCAGUCCUACAACCAGUCCUACAACAGCCCCAACCACCACCGACACCACAACCACCACCACAACCACCACAACCACCACAAGCACCACAAGCACCACCAGCACCGCCGCCAGCACCGCCGCCAGCACCAGCGCCGCUGCCGAGAGGGCUCCGGCAGCCACCACCAGGCACGAGUUGGCCGCCAAUGGAUCGUCCAUAUGGGACAUCAGAGCCAUGGCAAACAGUAACUGGGCAAACAUCACCUGGAGCCACAAUUUCUCGGCAGGAACUGACUUUGUGGUUAAGUAUAUCACCAGUAACAAGACAGAGAAAUCAAUCCCCGUUAAGGCUCAGGGCCCGUCCUCGGUGCAGCUGGCGGAUCUGACGCCGGGGAUGAUGUACAAGCUGUGGGUGUUCCCCAUAUGGUCCCACCCCAGCGAGCACUCGUACAUUACCUUUACCACCAGCUCAGCCUACACCAAGAACCAGGUGGACAUCGCCACUCAGGGCUGGUUCAUCGGCCUCAUGUGCGCCAUCGCCCUCCUCGUCCUCAUCCUCCUCAUCGUCUGCUUCAUCAAGAGGAGCCGCGGCGGAAAGUACCCGGUGCGGGACAACAAGGACGAGCACCUCAAUCCCGAGGACAAGAACGUGGAGGACGGAUCCUUCGACUACAGCGAUGAAGACAACAAACCUCUUCCCAACAGCCAGACCUCGCUGGACGGGACGAUAAAGCAGCAGGAGAGCGACGACAGCUUGGUGGACUACGGAGAAGGGGGCGAGGGCCAGUUCAACGAGGACGGCUCCUUCAUCGGCCAGUACACGGUCAAGAAGGACAAAGAGGAGACCGAGGGCAACGAGAGCUCCGAGGCCACGUCCCCCGUCAAUGCCAUUUAUUCUUUGGCAUAGCAAAAAAAAA
Molecule: messenger RNA, 3895 nt
Organism: Sturnus vulgaris (Common starling)
Lineage: Eukaryota; Metazoa; Chordata; Aves; Passeriformes; Sturnidae
Source: RefSeq, a predicted model, not a curated record